AAAUGCAUCAAAGAGGAUUGUUUUCAAACUAAAGGACUGGUUCAAGUGAUAUAAUGUCUCGGGUAGGCAGAAAAUAGGAAAGGUAAUGCACAGUUUCUUAAAUUAUUUCUCUUUCACUCUUAUAUUUAGGGUAGACCUCGGUCUAGUUUGUCAUGAUGCAGUGUUGCUGUGGAAACCAAUGAUAUUUGCAGCCUGCUGGAUUUGAGAGGUGUGUGUAUUAUAAUGGUUGUGGAGGUGGAGAGCUUUUAUGGGGUGUACAUGUUGUACUGCACCAACCCCAAAUUUAAGGGACGCAUUUAUAUCGGAUUCACUGUGAACCCCGAGAGGAGAAUCGGCCAGCACAACGCCGGGAAACACAAAGGGGGAGCCAAGAAGACCAGCGGGAGAGGACCGUGGGAGAUGGUGCUUAUCAUCCAUGGCUUUCCAUCUGAUAUUGCUGCUCUAAGGUUUGAGUGGGCAUGGCAGCACCCGCAUAUCUCCCGCCGGCUUUCCCAUGUGACCCGGCGUACACGUAAGGAGUCCAGCCUGCAGUUUCACUGGCGCAUUCUCUCCAACAUGCUGCAGGUGGCGCCAUGGAGUCGUCUGCCCCUCACCGUCCGCUGGCUGAGGCAGGAAUACCAUAUGGACUUUGAGCCACAGCUGCAGCCGCCUCUGCACAUCCCUCUUGCCUUUGGCUGCGUUCGUGCUAAGAAGAAUCAACAACAUGAAGAAAAGGAACAAGAGGAGAGCCGGCUGGACCGGUGUCUACUGUGUAGAGGGAUUGUGCAGGUUUCAGAGAGACUGUCUUGCUUCCAUCCUUCCUGUAAGAUGGUCUGUCAUCUGAUUUGCUUGGCAAAACAAUUCUUGAAGUCAGACCCGGCUCAUCUCCUCCCCGUGGAGGGCGAGUGUCCCGGCUGCCAUCACUCGGUGCUGUGGGGAAGUUUGAUUCGGCACAAAAAUGGCUGUUAUGGCGAUCUAGAAGAGAUUGCUUCAAAUUCUUCUCAGGGUCAUUGGGCAGAUGAGUUGCAAAUAUGAACAAAACCGAUAGUGACCUCAACUUCCAACACAGAUGAAAUCAACGAAAGGACCUUCCAUCAUGACUCCAGUCUGAAUGCAUCAUGUUCUGAAUCGAUGUAUAUUCAAAAUGCAAAAUAUCAUGAUUAGUGUUUUUAAUUACAGGAGGUUCAUACCUUUUUAAUGAAUAUAGAGAAUAGGUGUUUUAACCAGAAAAUAAGGAAUCUUGAUGUGAACAGCCUUCCUAAGAAUGUUUUUAAAUAUAUACAUAUUUUGUACUGUGAAAAUAUUUAUUAAGCAAUAAAGCAAGGAAUUUA
Molecule: messenger RNA, 1310 nt
Organism: Hemibagrus wyckioides
Lineage: Eukaryota; Metazoa; Chordata; Actinopteri; Siluriformes; Bagridae
Gene: slx1b
Product: SLX1 homolog B, structure-specific endonuclease subunit
Exons: 5
Coding region: 223-1014 (263 amino acids)
Biological process (GO): double-strand break repair via homologous recombination
Cellular component (GO): Slx1-Slx4 complex
Molecular function (GO): 5'-flap endonuclease activity; crossover junction DNA endonuclease activity
Source: RefSeq, a predicted model, not a curated record